Messenger RNA from Yamadazyma jaroonii, 2265 nucleotides. Lineage: Eukaryota; Fungi; Ascomycota; Pichiomycetes; Serinales; Debaryomycetaceae. The record is from the annotation of a GenBank genome assembly.
AUGGGAUCAGUUAAUGAGAUUCCCACUCAUUUACCUCCUGGUGUAACACCUGAAUCAAUACAAUCACAUUUAUCACCCAGAUCAAGAUCAUUGAGUAAUUUUCCCCAAGAUGUGAAAAGAGCUAAACCCAAUAGAAUCACCAGUGAACACUCAUUGACACAAUUAGAAAGUCCAAAAAAAGAAGUUCAUGAAGUAAUAGAAGAUAUUCUCAAUAACAGACCGCUCAAAAAUGGGUACCAAUAUUAUUAUCUGAAAGUUGAAAGUAUUUGUAAAUUCAAACAUUCAGAACAAUCAUUAUUAAGUGAAUAUUUGAAGGAUAGAAUUGAAAGUAGUUUCUAUACCACUACCAAGCCCAAUAUUGAAACUAUAAGUAAUAGUGAUCUAAUGGCAGCAGAAUUUAUCACAAGAUUCCUUCAGAUCUAUCAAGAUUGGGAAAAUAAACUCUUGUUAUUAAGAAAGAUUUUCCUUUACAUCGAUAGAAACUAUCUUUUGCAACAUCCUACCAAGAAAGUAAUCUUAGAAUUGGGACUUGGAUUAUUUAUUGAUAAUAUACUCACAGAUUCAACAGAAUUAUCUACCAUCAUUAUCAAUAAGUAUUUGCAUAUCCUACAACAAUUUAUUCAACAAGAUAGUGAAUCUGAAUUAAUCCCCAUAACCAAAAUUUUGAUUAAGUUAAAUUUUGAUAAUUCUAUUAAAUUAAAUGAAAAACUAAUCAGUCUGAUUUGUAAAGAUUAUGAAGCUUUCAAAAAUGAAUGGUUCAAAAAUCCUGAUAGUUAUAUACAUUUAUGUUUAUUGAAAGUUCUGAAAAUAAUUACAUUUUUCAAAAAUUGUGGUCAAUCUAAUGAAUUUUUACAGAAAUUGUUGAUCAAGUUACGUUGGAUAAUGAUAUUCCAAGAUUUCAAUGAUAUAAUUCAAAAUUGUUUACCUUAUAUAUUGAAACAACCUCAACAGAUAAAGACCAUUUAUGGAUUUUGUAAUAAUACUAUGAGAGAUUAUAGUCUUGAUUCUUCAAAAAUUUUAGUAUUCCAAUGGGGGAAAUUGAUUUUGGAUGAAGUUGUCAAGACUAUUAAUGGAUUUGAUGACAACAAAUCAAAUAAUCUUAUCAUAACUCUCAAUAGCUCAAGUAUUUAUUACAAUUCAAUCAUUGAACAAUUUUUCGAAAAUGAUAAUAAGUUCUCCCUUGAAGCUAGGAAUUCUUUUGGCAAAGCUUUAAAUUCCAAUAAGAAGAUAAAUAAUCAAAUAAUCAGUCAAUUAUGUAAAUUCAUUGAUUCUAAUAUUAAAAACUUCAAUAAGAAGUCUUCCUUGAACUUUAAUGAAUUUUUAGAAGUUUUCUUAACUAUUUUCAAAUACUUGAAUAAUAAGAAUGAUUUUGUCGUCAUCUUCAAGAGGGAAUUAUCAAGAAGAUUACUUCUUAAUAAGAAUACAAACAUCGAUUCUGAAAAAUUACUAGUUGAGAAGAUUAUGGAAAUUAUUGGUGAAACUGAUGAUUCAGUUGGUCUUAAUAUAAUGUUUAAAGACUUGGAAUUAUCCAAAUUGAAAUAUCAUAAACUUGAUUUCAUUAAGGAGUUUGAAUUCUCCACUUUGGUCUUGGAUAAGAAACAUUGGCCGGAAAUUCCUAAACAACAAAAUGAUAUAAAUUUGAAUUAUUUCAAACCAUUCUUGGAUAAGUUUGAUGAAUAUUAUAAGAAUCUGGAUGAAAAAUUAAAGAACCAUAAAUUGAAUUGGGAUAAUUAUUCUCUUCAUCAAUUGACUAUCAUAGGGAGAUUUAAAUCGGGAGAAUAUGAAUUAUUGGUUAAUUUAUACCAAGCUAUCAUAAUAAACUUAUUCGAUGAACAAGAUCAAUGGGAAUUCAAUAAUUUAGUUCAGGAAACCAAAUUUGAUAUAAAAUUUUUGAAAAGAGUUAUCAAUUCUUUAUCAGAUAAAUACAAGAUCUUAAUUGAACAAGAUCAAAUCAUCACCUUUAAUGAAAAUUUCACCGAUAAGUCCAAAAAAUUGAAAAUCCCCAUGUUAAGAGAUAAGGAUUCAAAUGUAAUAGAAGAUAAAGUUAUACAAAGAAACAGAAAUAAUGAAAUUCGUAGUCAUUUAAUCAAAAUCAUGAAAAUUGAAACCAAACUUCCAAUGAUGGAAUUGAUCAAUAAAUUGUUAGUUAACAAUAAACGAGGACCAAUUUCAAUUCAAGAUAUCAAACAAAAUAUUGAAUAUUUAAUAACUAAUGAAUUUUUAACGAGAGAUAAUGAUGGAACAACUUUAAUAUAUAUUCCUUAA